UACGCACCGGACAGUCAGCUCUACCCUCGAGACCCUAAAAAGCGAGCUCUGGUCGACCGGUCCCUCAACAUCGAUAUGGGUUUGGGCCCACAAAUUGGGGAAAUUAUGAGGGCUAAAAUGUUUGCUGGAGUGGAUCCGCCUGAAGAUAAAGUGACAAACUUGAAGAAUAAUCUGAAGGUUUUGGACCAAAUCAUUGGUGCAAAUCAUUACGUGACGGGGAAUCAGUUGACAAUCGCUGACCUGUCACUGUUAGCCACCGGCACAUACCUGGAUUGGGCGGAACUGGAUAUAAGCGAAUUCACGAACUAUAAGCGCUGGUAUACCACUGUUCAGAAGGAAUUGCCGUAUUUCGAUGAAAUCAAUACCUUCUCGAAGGAGGAACGGGAGGCUUUGGUCGAGAAGGCUAGAGCCAGAUAUGCCCCCAAAAAGUAAACUUAUUAUAUCAAAUGAAUUCCAGAUAUUAAAUGUAAUAUUAUAUAUUAAUUUUUGCUUUAAUAUUUAAAUAAAAUGAGUUUUAUUAUGC
Messenger RNA from Oppiella nova, 523 nucleotides. The record is from the annotation of a GenBank genome assembly. Lineage: Eukaryota; Metazoa; Arthropoda; Arachnida; Sarcoptiformes; Oppiidae.